CGAUAAAAUACAUAUAUGUUACUUUCCAAAAAAUAUAUACAAAUGUUUCUUAUAUAUAUACACACACCCCUGACCCCUGCAGUUCUGCAUUGAGAACAAACACAACACUGGAAGCAUACUAAUAACGCUUGAUCUUGGACUUUAAUACAGGUUUUUCGACGGCAAAAGAGAACAGUGAACAUGGGUAAUCGAAACAAUUUUCUUUGUUUUCUGUUUACCGUUUUCUUGCUUUCACAAAGCAACCAGACAGGGAGUUGGUUGUUUUUUUCCAAAGAGACUCCACCCGAAAACCCAUCGAAGAAUUCAGAGAUUUCGAGUGAUGUGGUUGCUGACUUCUCAAUGGAAACACUGGGGAACAGAAAGGGAGUACAGCUGGUCGAAAACGCAAAGAACAAGAUGGCCGGAUCGAACUCCUGCUGGCAAAACGCGUACCAGAAUCUGUUUGCUGGGUGUUCGGAGAUUCUAGCGGGUGAAGAGAAACGGUCUAGACUCGCUUGGCAUCUCAGUGAUUGCUUCCAGAAAGACUCCGGAAGGCCAGGUUUUCCUUACUGUGAUGCGAAAUCCAGCAUGUUGAAGUGUUUGACGGAAUUGGAUGAGGAUGCAAGGAAGGUGUAUCUGGAGUUUUAUCUUGAGACCAACUCCAUCUGCCACCAGUUACAGACUGAUGCAUUUAAGCGCCAAACAGAGAGACUGGUGAAUGAACUAAAGAAGUCUGCCCAGUUUGCCGAAGACAAGUUAGAUAUAAUAGAAGAGAAAGCAGAGGAGUUGCUACACAGUUCAAACCACAUACAUGAUUCUUUGGUUUCAAUCGAUGUUCAAACCCAACAAGUGUCCAAAAUGACAAAGAAUGUUGAAGAUCAUGUAAAUGUUGUGCUGAAGCAUGCUGAAGCAGUUUACGAGCAAUCCAAGGAAAUCGCAGGUUCUCAGUCGGAACUGCAAGAAAGCCAAGCACAAAUGAAGAACAAGUUAGAAGAAUCAAUGGAAGUGUUGCAUAAAUCUUAUGACAAUGUGGUUCAAGAAAUAAGUAGGUUGAAGAAUGAAGCUGUUGAAAUAGAGAAGAAGAUUGGAAAAGUUGGGGACGCAAUGGCUUCGAAAAUGAACACUUUGCAAAGCAAAACCGAUGAUAUUGGUAAUCUAGCAGGGAUUUCCUUGAAUAAGCAAAAGCAACUUCUAGAUGGGCAAUCUGUGGCUCUUGAUGGCCUCGAGUUUCUAACCAAAUUUCAGUCGCAGGCACUAGAAGAGAGCAGGAGUACUUUGCAGCAAUUAGCUGAACUUGGGAAUAAACAACAAGACCAGCUUCUUCAAAGACAAGAACUACUACAGCAAACUCAUGAUCGUCUAGCCGAAAAUUCAAAGACAAUAUUGGAAUCUCAGGAAGCUUUUGAGUCAAAGCAAGCAAGCAUGUUUGUCGCUCUAGAUAAGCUCUUUGCCUUGCACAAUGCCAUGCUGCUUGAAGCCCGAUUAAUUAAAGCUUUUGUAUUCUACUUUAUAUCAAUCUUCAUACUCCACAUGCUCACAAGUACAAAGCAAACCUAUGUUGUGAGACCUAAGCUUUAUAUUGGGAUUUCUAUCACAUGCUUGAUUGAAGUUGCAAUACUCCGGCAUGCAACACUUAGUAUUGAACAACAGACUUGGAUUAUAAGUCUGGUUAGAUGGCUCUUUGUGCUGUUCGGAUUAUUCCUGUUUCUAUAUGCCAUUUGGACAUUCAGGGACCUUGAGCUGGCAAAUCACCACAUGAUAUUGGAAAUGUAUAAGAACAACACGGAUCCGGUUAAAGGAAAACGACUAAACACUGAAUGCUCAUGGGAUAGUGAUUGCGACAGUGACGUGAAUUGGUCUUCAUUUAUUGACACUGAGAUAAAAGAAGACAUAGAUAGUCUUGGAGACCCAGACUAUAUGCUUCCAGAAGAAGUCGUGGAGAACUCAAUUGCAACUUCCUUAACAACAACAAAAACAUACAAUCUCCGUUGUCGCCGUUAGUAAUCUAGCAGAUACUUUCUUUCUUACAGCACUUUACAUUUAACCUGCUUUUUGCUGCUUAUUACUUACAACUGUAUGCACAGAUAGUUUGACGUUCAUAACAGUAUCACUAUAAACAAACUUUUUCAUUGUUAUGAAAAGCCAGAUUUUGCAAAAUAUUCCCACAACCAAUUCUGUCAAAGAGAGAGGUCUAAACUUCGUUCACAACAUUGUCCCUACCUCUAUGACUGAAGCAUGCAGAUAAUUCUAACACAAAGAUCCCCAACAAGUGUUUUCAAAUCGGGAUACAUAUCAUGUAUCGUUAUUUUCAUUUUCGGACCGUAUCGGGAUAUGUAUCGCUUAUGGAAGAUACGUUAACAAGAAGCUAAUACACAAUUAAAAGUUAGUAGUGUUUUAUAUAUGAAAAAUACGUUUUAACCCACUUGGGUCUAUCACAUUGAGGCUUUCCAAUGCCUUGGUUAAGGGAAGAGAAGAAGAGUCCUUAUCUGAUUUAUGCAAAACAUGACCGAAAUAUGUUAUUUAUUCUAUUCAAGCCCUAAUGGAUUGAGUUUUGUUGUUCUUUCAAUAGUUUCAAUGACGCCAUAAUUAGAUCAAACAAUUUAGAACGUAUCCUAACUCAUAGUUACUUCUUGUUAAGGACAUAAC
Messenger RNA from Rhododendron vialii, 2625 nucleotides. RefSeq names its product protein GAMETE EXPRESSED 1-like. The record is from RefSeq and is a predicted model, not a curated record. Bases 181 to 1980 code for a protein of 599 amino acids. Lineage: Eukaryota; Viridiplantae; Streptophyta; Magnoliopsida; Ericales; Ericaceae. The transcript is spliced from 6 exons.